AUGGCUUUUGCUUCUUGUCUAAGUUGCGACCCAUGGACUCUUCCUCAAAAUCUAAACCACCCAUCUCUACUUUUCACUCCUACAAAGCUCGCAAACUUCGUUACAUUUGCAUCCACUAAACACUAUGAGCAACUCACCACUUUACCUUCAGAAAAAGAACUUAUUGACAUCCUGCGUCGUGAAAAAGAUGAACACUCUGUGCUUAACGCCUUCAAAUGGGCUUUAAAGCAACCAAGUUUCGAGCCGUCUUUGUCUAUCUACGAGGAGAUGCUUAAAAAGCUUGGCCAAGUAGGCUCAAUCGAUUCAAUCAGAGGGGUAUUGGAUGACAUGAAGAGAUCAUCAUGUAAGGUAGCUGAAGACACUUUCUUUAUACUAAUCGAAAGCUUUGCCAAGUUUAAUUUAUACGAUGAAGCCAUUUGUGUGUUGUUCAUAAUGGAAGAAGAGUUCGGAGUGAAACCAGGUACACACACUUUCAAUUUCUUGUUAAACAUUCUUGUGGAUGGAAACAAAUUGAAGCUAAUGGAAGAUGUUCACUCACUAAUGUCAAGUAAAAGAGUCAAAAAAGAUGUUUCAACUUUCAAUAUCUUGAUAAAAGCUCUCUGUAAAGCCCAUCAAAUGAGACCCGCAAUUUUGAUGAUGGAAGACAUGCCUACCCAUGGAUUGACACCCGAUGAGAAAACUUACACCACAUUAAUGCAUGGUUUCAUUGAAGAAGGAAACUUAGAUGGUGCAUUAAGAAUCAAAGAACAAAUGGGGUUAGCACAAUGUGAAUUCACUAAUAUAUCAGUUAACACAUUAAUCCAUGGAUUUUGCAAAAUGGGACGAAUUUCAGAAGCUUUGAAUUUCAUCCAGGAGAUGUCAAAGGAAGGAUUUUAUCCGGAUCGAUUUACAUUCAACACUUUGGUCAACGGUCUAUGUAAAGCAGGACAUGUUGACCAUGCGUUAGAGAUUCUGGAAGUAGUGCUUCUAGAAGGAUCCGAUCCUGAUGUAUACACAUACAACACAGUGAUUUCAGGAUUGUGUAAAAUUGGUAAAGUUGAAAAGGCAAAUGAGAUUUUGAGCCAAAUGGUUGAAAGAGACUGUGCCCCUAAUACAAUCACAUACAACACUAUAAUCAGUGGUUUAUGUAAAGAAAACCAAAUCGAAGCAGCUUCCAAACUUGCCCUUGGUUUGACUAGUCAAGGAAUCUCACCCGAUGUAUGCACUUUCAAUGCUUUAAUCCAAGGUCUUUGUUUAUCAAGCAAAUUCGAAACUGCACUCCAAGUGUUCGAUGAAAUGAAAACAAAAGGGUGUCAACCAGAUGAGUUCACUUACAAUAUGUUAAUCAAUUGGUAUUGUAACAAAGGGAAACUAGACUCAGCUUUGAAGCUACUAAAAGAAAUGGAAGCAACCGGAAUCCCUCGAAAUGUAAUUACCUAUAAUACCCUCAUCGACGGGUUUUGUAAAAACAAAAAGUUUGAAGAAGCCGGGGAGAUUUUUGACCAAAUGGAGCUUCAAGGGAUUUCAAGAAACGUUGUGACAUACAACACGCUUAUCGAUGGGCUUUGUAAAAACAGAAAAGCAGAAGAAGCAGCCAUGCUUAUGGAUCAAAUGAUAAUCGAAGGUCUAAAACCCGAUAAAUUCACUUACAAUUCAAUUCUUUCUCAUUUUUGUAAAAUGGGAGACAUAAAACGCGCUACAGACACUGUUCAAGUUAUGAUCACAAACGGAUGUGAACCCGAUAUUGUAACCUAUGGGACUUUGAUUCAAGGGUUAUGUAAAGCGGGAAGGAUUGAUGUUGCUUGUAGGUUGUUAAGAAGCAUUCAGUUGAAAAACAUGGUGGUGACACCUCACGCGUAUAAUCCCGUGAUUCAAACGUUGUUUAAGAAACGGGGUGCUGAGUCAGCAAUGGAGUUUUUUAGGGAAAUGGAGGGAAAGGGUUGUGUGCCUGAUGAGGUGUCGUAUCGGAUUGUGGCUAAAGGGCUUUGUUCGGGUGGUGGGCCCAUUGGGCAAGCGGUUGAUUUUGUAUUUGAGAUGACUGAAAAAGGAUAUGUACCCGAGUUUUCUUCGGUUUAUAUGUUGGCUGAAGGGCUUUGUGCUUUGCAAAUGGAGGAGACUUUGGUUAAGUUGGUGGAUCGGAUUAUGAAUACUGCUAUGUUUAAUGAUAGUGAAGUGAAGAUGAUUAUGGGGUACCUUAAAAUUCGCAAAUUUGAGGAUGCGUUGGCGGCUUUGGAUCGGUUUCUUGCUGUUCGGAAACCUAAGAGAGGUUACUGGUGA
Molecule: messenger RNA, 2256 nt
Organism: Lactuca virosa
Lineage: Eukaryota; Viridiplantae; Streptophyta; Magnoliopsida; Asterales; Asteraceae
Source: the annotation of a GenBank genome assembly